AUGCCGUCGCCGAAGCCCAAUAAUGGCUUUGAGCGGCUGCUGAAUACCCAGCUGGAAGCCGUGCGGUCCAGCCUCCUCCAACAGCAUAACACAGAGAUCGAUGAAUUGCGGAAGACCGUUCUGCAAUUGCGGAAACAGGUCUACUACAAUGAUACCGACCGACCAGAGUCACCGGAGUCCUGUGACGCACCCGAUGGCACUUACAUGCGCUGGGCAGACUUCGCCGCGAGGCUGCUGGAAGAGUCAGAGAAGGAUGUGCCAGGUGAGGAUGACGCGGAGGAAGCUGAGAGGGCAGACCUUGACUCUGCUUUGCGUUUGCGCCCUGUGUGGUCUUCCAGCUCCUGGAAACAAGUUGCGAAGAACCGACGCGGAUACCGUCUGUCAGACCGGCACUCCCUGCCGCAAGCUCGGAUGAGCGAUGAUCUGACAGACAACUCUUGUUGGCAGGGAUUAGUUUUGAGACCGCGCAGCCAGUUUCAGCUGACAUGGUCCCUCAUGGGCACGCUGCUUAUUCUCUGGGAUCUCAUCACCAUUCCGCUGGAGCUUUUCAACAUCCCAAACUCUGCGGACUUCUUCAGCACGACCUCCAGGAUAACGCUGGUCUUCUGGGUCCUGGAUAUGCCGCUGAAUGUCUGCUUCGGAGUGGAGCGAGGGGGACGUGUCGAGCUGCGACCAGUGGAGCUCUUGAAGAUCUAUUUGCGCUCGUGGUUCGUGUUGGACGUGCUUGUCAUUUCCUUAGACGUUCUGCUCAUAGUUGUGGAGCUUGUGUCAGCGACCGAGAGCGAUGCGGGCCUCAGAUCAGCUCGCUUCCUCCGCACUAUGCGACUGCUUCGACUCUUGCGACUACUCCGUGCAGUCAAGUUGCAACAGGAGCUUACACUGUUGGCCAAUCGCUUCUUGUCUGCCCAUGUCUUCAUGGUCGCAAAGGUCGUGUUCGGUCUCCUUAUGAUGCUGGCUAUAAAUCACAUCAUUGCCUGCCUCUGGUAUGGAAUUGGAUCCUGGACCUCCCUGGAUGGCAAAAGUUGGCUUGAGCAAGCGCAGCUGCUGGGUACCGAGGUUGGCUUCGCUGAGAGGUACGCCGUUUCUAUCCACUGGACUCUUACUCAGUUCACGCCAGCUACUAACAAUGUGGCUCCAGAUAAUGCUUUGGAGAGGUUCUUUGCUGUCUGGGUCAUCCUGCUGGCCAUGGGUGUCUUCUCAUCGUUUAUUAGCUCGAUUACUGCAACUGUGAGUAAACUGCAGAGCUCCCGUGUGGAUCAGUUCCAGCAGCGGGCAAAGCUCUUGCGCUUCUUCGUGGAGCGUAACCUCUCUGCGGACCUGUAUGGCAAGGUCGAAGACGUCUUGCGGCAAGAAGGACUCUUUCAGGUCCGGAUCAAGGAACGCGAUGUCAAGAUGGUGCAGGAUAUUCCUGAACGGCUCAAGAUCCAGCUGCAUGAGGAGAUGUUCAUGAGUCUUUUGGCCUGCCUUCCCUUCUGGCCAAAGAGGAGUGGCAACAGGGAGGGCUUCCUUCACCGCAUGAUUUGCCACCAGGCCAUGCGUGAGGGCUCCGUGGUGCCGGGUCAGGAUGCCUUCAUCUCAGGUGCUGAGGCGACGGAGGUCCUCAUCGUCGAGUCUGGCAUGAUGAGCUAUUUGUAUUUGAACAAUCAAAGGCAUGAAGAUACCGUUUCAGCUGAAGACAUUGUGUGCUUACAAUGCAUCUUUGCAGAGUGGAAACAUCGAGGGCGGCUGUUUGCGCACCACGGCUCCUGCUACUGGGUGGGCCUCAAUGCUGUGAAGUUCUGCAGUCUGGUCACAGAGUAUGGCGGCGCUGUGUGGCAACAUUUGCAUAUCUUCGGAAUUCUUCUUGUGGGGGCAAUUGAAGAUCGGCAAUGGAUGAUCAAUGACAUCAACUGGGGCAUGGUGGGUGUUGACGAAUUGUGCGAGCGCACUGUCAAGUAUGCAGACAUCCUCAACGAAAAUCAUGGCACAACAUCUGCAAGCUUAGCUUUGAUUAAAUCAUAUUCCAUGGACUAG
Symbiodinium pilosum is the source of this 2013-nucleotide messenger RNA. The record is from the annotation of a GenBank genome assembly. NCBI's taxonomy places the organism in Eukaryota, Dinophyceae, Suessiales, Symbiodiniaceae.